Tuber aestivum (summer truffle) is the source of this 1816-nucleotide messenger RNA. The record is from the annotation of a GenBank genome assembly. NCBI's taxonomy places the organism in Eukaryota, Fungi, Ascomycota, Pezizomycetes, Pezizales, Tuberaceae.
GCUUCCUCUGGCACUGUUUCAGAGAGCGCCCAUCAGCUCAAAGGCACUUCUCCCCUCUGAAAGAGAGUGCCCAAGGUUGCGAGCGAGCAAUCCUUGGGUUGUGACUCCGUCACAACCUUGGCACGGUUACUAGAGUUACAAGUACCACACCUUUACUGCUUAGAUAUCCACAGCCGCCACAGCCGCCAUGGCCUGUAACUAAUUUUAUCAUCGCCCUUCUUUCCCCCUCUCUCGAAACUCUUCCUCACUCUCCCUUCCCCUGAGACCACGUAACGCGACCACUUAACCUUCAAAGGUAACUUUAUUCAUUAUUCCUUUCGCUAGUUUAUUGCCUUUUGUGCAUCACGCCGCUCGCUCACUUUGAUAUAGCCUCCCUCUUCCUCCCUUCUUGUCACUCUUUCAUCCGCUAUCCACCCUCCGGCUUCGCCUUUUCCGCCACCCCAAGCUUUGCUGCUGGUCAUCGCAUCACGGGUUCCCAUUACGAGUUGGUUAUUGUUCCUCACUGUCACCACCCUCGUCCUGACCCAACCACCAUAAUCUCGCCAUCCAUCUUCUCUUGCGUGACAAUGCCGGGAUCUUCGAACAACAACAUUGAGCUUAAGUCGGACCUGGAAGCUCAGAAGGCUAACCUACUGUCCCGACGGGAGCAGGAUGAGAGCGAUGAUGCUUUGUCCCCUGGUGGGUCAAUUCGCAGCAGCUUGUCGGGGCAUGAGUUGAAACCUGCGACAUUGCCCGACGGUGCUGUCAAGUCGAAUCCACAAAAGUCGAGUCAGUCUUCCUUCUUGAUCUGGACUGCUAUCAACACCCUGGCUACUAUCGCCAUUGUAAAUCAUCCCACUCUUUUGAGAUUGGCGAUUGCUAUCGUCCUGUUUGGCUGGCUAUGUUGCGACUGCUAAUGCUGUUAUGGUGCUAGGUUUUCACAAACAAGAGAAUCUUCGAUGAUCCAAACUUUAAGAAGAUGCAAACAUCCUUCGCUGCCUUUCAUUUCGUCUGCACAAGUUUGACAUUGUUUGUUAUCUCUCGUCCUUCCUUUGGCUUCUUUGUUCCGAAACGAUGCGGGAUUGUCGAGAUCUUGCCCCUGGCUUUUGCCAUGUGCUUCAACGUCAUUCUUCCCAAUCUUUCGCUCGCCUAUUCCUCCAUCACCUUCUACCAGAUUGCGAGAAUCUUGCUCACACCUUUCGUGGCCUUGAUAAAUUUGGUGUUUUACCGGGUCUCGAUCCCCACUUAUGCUGCGCUUUCGUUGAUCCCUGUUUGUAGUGGUGUGGGGAUGGUCUCCUACUAUGACACCCGUCCAGCGACUCCGGAACAGGAGGGGAAGGUCACAUCUGUCGCUGGUGUCAUCUUCGCUUUUAGUGGUGUUGUAGCAAGCUCACUAUAUACCGUUUGGAUUGGGGCGUACCACAAGAAGCUUAAUAUGAGCUCCAUGCAGCUGCUCUUCAACCAAGCGCCGGCGGCCAGCUUAUUGCUCUUGUUCUUUAUUCCAUUUGCGGACAGCAUUCCGGUCUUUGGCGAUGUUCCCAUCAGCCGCUGGGCCAUGAUACUCAUGUCUGGUCUGUUUGCAAGCCUUAUCAACUUGUCGCAAUUCUUCAUCAUUGCAGGUGCUGGUGCCGUUAGUAGCACUGUCGUGGGCCAUGCCAAAACCUGUUCCAUAGUUAUCUUGGGCUGGAUGGUUAGUGGAAGAAGUGUGUCAGACAAGAGUUUGUUAGGUGAGAAAUCCGGCUCCUCGCCAUGCGCCCGAGCUACUGAGCUAAUACAUGGAUACAGGUAUCCUGUUGGCAAUUGGUGGGAUUAUCUUAUACUCUGUGGCGGUAAUUAA